This is a messenger RNA of Malus domestica (apple), 3314 nucleotides long. RefSeq names its product pentatricopeptide repeat-containing protein At1g74600, chloroplastic-like. NCBI's taxonomy places the organism in Eukaryota, Viridiplantae, Streptophyta, Magnoliopsida, Rosales, Rosaceae. Gene Ontology annotation, molecular function: protein binding; RNA binding. The record is from RefSeq and is a predicted model, not a curated record. Gene Ontology annotation, cellular component: intracellular membrane-bounded organelle. Gene Ontology annotation, biological process: RNA modification.
GCGUUUAUUCAAAAUGAUCUGUGACAAAAUCAUUAUGCUCUCCUUUUCCGCUUCACGAACCCAAAUGAAUUCUCUCCUCAAUCCAAAAAUCCCCUCCAGAAUCUCACUCUUUCAACUCAAGUUUCUAUCUUCGCUUGCCGUUGCGGAAAACCCAUCUUUUUUCCCCAUCGAAAACGACCAAAUUCCCAGUCGAUUUGACCCUUUUCAGUUCUUCAAUGAUUAUGCAAAAUCAAGACAGUGUACCGUUAGAAUCACUAAAAUCGUACACACCCAUUUGACCACAACCGGUUUGCUUCAAUCCGAUAUCUUCCUCUCAAAUUCAUUGCUUGAUUUGUAUUGUAAGUCCGCUGCCAUGGUAGAUGCACUCAAGCUGUUUGAUUUAAUUGCUGACCGAAAUUUUUUUUCGUGGAAUAUCAUGAUUUCGGGUUAUAACCACAUUUCGUUAUUCAAGAUGGGAUGGGAAAUGUUUUGUAGGAUGCACACUUCGAGUUUUGGGCCCGAUGAGUUUGCCUAUGGGAGUGUUCUUUCGGCUUGCACUGCCUUGCAAGCUCCUAUUUUUGGGAAGCAGGUUUAUUCGCUUGCAAUUAAAAAUGGGUUCUUUCCGAAUGGUUAUGUUCAGUCCGGAAUGAUAGACUUGUUUGCGAAAAAUUGCAGCUUUGAAGAUGCUUUGAGGGUUUUUCAUGAUGUUUCAUGUCAGAAUGUUGUGAGUUGGAAUGCUAUUAUCUCUGGGGCUGUGAGAAAUGGAGAGAAUAGGGUUGCUUUGCAUCUUUUUCGGAAAAUGUUCCGUGGAUUCCUGUUGCCAAAUAGUUUUACAUUUUCUAGUGUUUUAACCGCUUGUGCUGCGCUUGAAGAAAUUGAAGUCGGGAAGGAAGUGCAAGGGUUGGUGAUUAAACACGGUGCAGAAGAUGUCUUUGUUGGGACUACUAUUGUAGAUUUAUAUGCCAAAUGUGGAGAAAUGAAUGAAGCUGUCAAGGAAUUCAAACAUAUGCCAACCCAUAAUGUGGUUUCUUGGACUGCCAUCAUUUCCGGUUUUGUGCACAAGGACGAUUAUAUUUCUGCCCUCAAAUUUUUCGGAGAAAUGAGAAAAGUCGGAGAGCAAAUGAAUAAGUACACUGUUACGAGUGUACUUACUGCAUGUACUAGACCAUCCAUGACUGAAGAGGCAACCCAAAUUCACUCUUUGAUUUUGAAAUCUGGAUUCUUGUCAGCUGCCGUUGUGGGGUCAGCGUUAAUUAAUGCAUAUUCAAAAAUAGGAGCAGUCGAUCUAUCCGAGAUGGUGUUCAGAGAGAUGGAAAAUAUAAAGGAUCUCAGGACAUGGGCAGCAAUAAUAUCUUCUUUUGCUCAGAAUCAAAAUUCUGGAAGGGCAAUUGAAUUGUUCCUGAGAAUGUUACAGGAAAGUGUGAGACCAGAUAAGUUUUGUACUUCCAGUGUCUUGAGCAUUGUAGACUGUUUAAAUCUAGGGAGACAGAUCCACAGCUACACUCUUAAAAGUGGGUUGGUAUUUGAUGUUUCUGUUGGUAGUUCUCUUUUCACAAUGUACUCGAAGUGUGAUAGUCUAGAGGAAUCUUACAAAGUUUUUCAGCAAAUUCCUGACAAAGACAAUGUUUCAUGGGCCUCAAUGAUUGCUGGUUUUGUGGAACAUGGCUGUGCAAAUCAAGCCCUUCAGCUAUAUAGAGAGAUACCAUUAGAAGAAAUUGUACCCGACCAGAUGACUUUAACUGCAAUUCUAACCGCAUGUUCUGCCUUGCGUUCCCUACGGACUGGUAAGGAAAUUCAUUGUCACGCUCUUCGCAGGGGAGUUGAACAAGAUGUACUUGGUGGGGCAAUUGUGACCAUGUACUCAAAAUGUAGUGCUCUAUCAUUGGCGAGGAGGGUGUUUGAUAUGCUUCCACAAAAGGAUGAGGUUGCAUGCUCCUCCUUGGUUUCAGGGUAUGCCCAAAAUGGGUAUGUCGAAGAGGCGCUUCAGCUAUUUCAUGAAAUGCUGAUGGCAGAUUUGACUAUUGACUCCUUCACAAUUUCCUCCAUUCUAGGGGCCAUUGCACUUUUGAAUGGAUUAAGUAUUGGGACUCAACUGCAUGCCCACAUCACGAAAGUUGGCUUCAAUUCACAUGUUUCUGUCGGCAGUUCACUAGUGACAAUGUACUCAAAAUGUGCAAGCAUUGAAGAUUGCCUCAAAGCAUUUGAUCAAAUUGAGAAGCCAGAUCUAGUUUGUUGGACAGCUAUGAUUGUGAGCUAUGCUCAACACGGGAAAGGCGCAGAGGCUUUACAAGCAUACGAGCUUUUGAGGGAACAAGGAAUCAGGCCUGAUUCAGUGACUUUUGUUGCACUUUUAUCUGCCUGUAGUCAUAACGGAUUGGUUGAAGAAGCUUAUUUCUACUUUAGUUCAAUGGUUCAAGACUAUGGCCUAAAGCCUGGUGAUCGUCACUAUGCCUGUAUGGUUGAUCUUCUUAGUCGAUCAGGCAGACUGAAGGAGGCUGCAACAUUCAUUAACAAUAUGCCUAUUAAACCCGAUGCUUUAAUAUGGGGAACACUGCACGCUGCUUGUAAAGUUCAUGGCGAUAUGGAGCUUGGAAAGCUAGUAGCUAAUAAGAUGAUGGAGUUGGAGCCAUCAAUGGAUCCUGGGGCAUAUGUUUCCAUUUCAAACAUGUAUGCAGAUGUGGGCCAGUGGGAAGAAGUCAUCAAGAUUAGAAACCAGAUAAAGGGAACUGAUAUGAGAAAGGAACCUGGUUGGAGCUUUGUGUGAGCUGUAAGUAUAAUAUGAUCUGCGAAAUACAGUCUCACUUCGCAAUCAGACAGACACUUGUACUUACUGCACAUAGAUUUGAACAAGCAUGCCUAGGCGAGCAUAAGUUUGGGAUUACGUAGAUCUGAGGCCAAGCUGGUCCGAAAAGCCUAACUGACCGAUCAUUACAAAUACAGAGGGAAGAAGAUCAAGGCACAUGCAAUUUUCGAUGAAAAAAGGAAGAAUCAUUUUCCUGGAACUGUUCUUUUUGUUUGGAUGUAGUUCUUCUUGAUGACAAAUCAACUAAGAAAGAGGCUGCAGAACGAGAGAACUGUGGCCAAUGUUGCAGAGUUCGUGUAAACGCCUAUCGGACAUCAUUGUUAUACAGAGAUGGGUGCUCAAGGGGCAGUAUGGAGCUUCAACCCAGGACAGAACACAUCGAAAUUGAUUGAUCUUAACGUCGUUCCAACUUCUAGCUCGUAAUUCAUAUGUAAGCAGCCAACAGAUGGAUUUUGUACAGUUUUACUCGUAGAAAUUCAUUUCUUCUAUGAUGGAAAUAACGUUUACAAAAUUGUAUUAACAUCUUUCUCAA